Messenger RNA from Daldinia caldariorum, 1827 nucleotides. RefSeq lists its product as uncharacterized. The coding region runs from base 1 to 1827 and encodes 608 amino acids. Gene Ontology annotation, molecular function: histone H2AQ104 methyltransferase activity; rRNA methyltransferase activity; RNA binding. Gene Ontology annotation, biological process: box C/D sno(s)RNA 3'-end processing; rRNA methylation. The transcript has 3 exons. Gene Ontology annotation, cellular component: box C/D methylation guide snoRNP complex; small-subunit processome. The record is from RefSeq and is a predicted model, not a curated record. NCBI's taxonomy places the organism in Eukaryota, Fungi, Ascomycota, Sordariomycetes, Xylariales, Hypoxylaceae.
AUGGCGCUCGAUCAGGCCAACAGCGCCAGCCAUGGCUAUACCCUCACAGCUCUUAACCGAUGGUCGGUUGCAAACAAGAAGCUGCCUCCCGUUGGCAAAAUUAAUACCGUCCACGUUUACGACUUCGAUAAUACCUUAUUCCAAACUCCUCUACCUAACCCUAAGAUAUGGAACGCCUCGACUCUAGGUUUAUUAGGCACCCCCUAUGUCUUCAUCAACGGCGGUUGGUGGCACGAUUCGAGGAUAUUAGCUGCGACUGGCGAGGGUGUAGAACAAGAAGAGAAACGAGCGUGGAAUGGCUGGUGGAACGAGAAGAUUGUGGAGCUGGUUCGUCUGAGCAUGAAGCAGGACGAUGCACUCUGUGUUCUACUGACGGGACGGUCCGAGCACGGAUUCUCCCAACUGAUAAAACGAAUCGUUGCGAGCAGAGGACUCGAAUUCGACUUAAUUGGUCUGAAGCCCUCUGUUGGUCCCAACAACGAGCGUUUUCCGAGUACCAUGGUCUUCAAACAAGCCUUCCUCCGGGCCGUAUUAGGAACCUACAAAACAGCAUCGGAGAUACGCGUUUACGAAGACCGCCCCAAGCAUGUUGCUGGUUUUCGCGAUUUCCUAGCCGACUACAAUUCACAGCAAAUCAGUAUUGGACGAUCUCCAAUUACCGCUGAGGUCAUUCCGGUCUCCGAAUUGUCUACGACUCUCGACCCCGUCGUCGAAGUAGCAGAAGUACAACAUCUGAUCAACGUCCAUAACGAAUUGGUCAAGAAGAAAGGAAGCGAUGCUCGAGGCGCGCCUCUGACUAUUAAGAAGACGGUCUUUUUUACGAGUUACAUGAUCGCGCCAGACGAUACAAAAAGGCUCAUCAAACUUCUAAACUCCCAGGUGCCGGACGUUACGGAUUUGAAGUACCUUGCUAAUACCAUACUCAUCACUCCGCGUCCUUGCCCGAAGAACAUUUUGGACAAGAUAGGUGGUAUGAACUCCAAGAUGAAGUGGGAGGUCGUUGAUAUCGGCUCUCUUCAGGGCAAUAUCUGGGCGGCGCGCGUGAGGCCCGUACCGGCCAACGCCACUUACCAUACAGACAACCCAUCGCCUUCCGUCGUAUUAGGCUUGAGAAGAGGUGCCCGCCCGCCGGACGUUAACAAAAUCCGGAACUGGCAGCCGAUCCCGCCCGAUAAAUCCUUCGUGUUCGAGACGACGGUGGGCGAGAAAUACAUGCUUCGCAUCGAGCGGGAGGAUCAGGACGGAGACCAGUACGAGAGCCAACACGAGAAAUUCUCGCACAGGGGCUCGAAGCGCAAGUUCCCUGGCGACGACGACCGCCAUUCCCGCCAGCACGGCGGGAACUUCGGCAAUAAUAACGCCCGCGAUUACCAUACUUCGACCCAUCAGGGACACGGACGAAGCGGAGGAGGCGGUGAUAAUCGCGGCCGCGGCGGUUACAGAGGUGGCAACGCCUCGAGAGGGAACCGCGGCGGCGGUCGCGGAGGCUUCAAGGGCUCCGGAAGAGGCGGCAAAGGCGGAGCGCACGGAUACCGGUCUCUCGACGACGUGGAAACGCGCGAGAAUCCCCAGAGCGGAUUCAACCCGUCCACGGUGUCGUACGACGACACUUUCCCCUCGCUACAGGGUGGUGGUGUUGGUGGUAGUGGUAGUAGUGGUCCGCCGCACCCCCAGCUCCAGCCCCCUCUGCCGAUCGCUCCGCAGCAGUACGGCCAGCUGUUCCCCCAGCACGGUCAGUGGCCGGCUCCGGGGGGACCGCCUCCGCCGCCAUCCGCGCAGUCUCGGCCCAUAGGAGGUCCCGGACCGGAUUUACAAAGUUUUUACUAA